Messenger RNA from Anolis carolinensis (green anole), 4310 nucleotides. RefSeq names its product SDS3 homolog, SIN3A corepressor complex component (gene suds3). The transcript has 12 exons. Gene Ontology annotation, cellular component: Sin3-type complex. The record is from RefSeq and is a predicted model, not a curated record. Gene Ontology annotation, biological process: negative regulation of transcription by RNA polymerase II. The coding region runs from base 1033 to 2079 and encodes 348 amino acids. Lineage: Eukaryota; Metazoa; Chordata; Lepidosauria; Squamata; Anolidae. Gene Ontology annotation, molecular function: histone deacetylase binding.
UCAAGGCAGAAAAUCCCACAAUUUUAACUGCUUUUAACUGGGUUAUCUGAGUCCACAUUCAGAUAAUGUGGAAUUUUGGUUAAGAUCGCCCAUCCCCAUCAUAAUCAUAAUUAUAUUCCUUGACCUUUUAUAUUGGUCGCACUUCUCCUGGUUACUUGACAUUGGCUCAGGGCUCCUCUCAUCCCAGAUUGACUUCAAACGAACUUGUAGCACUUUAUCUAUGUUUUGAAUUCGCAACUUAUAGUGUGCAUUUUGCUGAUCUACUAUUACAGCCUCACUGCUUUUAAUUCUAUGUUUUUAAUAAGUGUUUUUUUAAAUGUUCUGGUUAAUGUGUAAAUGCUACUACUGGUGCAUGUUAUUGUUUGUUGAUGUAUUGUAUAUUGUUAUUGUUUUGUAUCUGAUAUUUCUGUGAGCCGCCCCGAGUCCCCUUUCGGGGGAGAUGGAGGCGGGAUACAAAUAAACUUAUUAUUAUUGUAUGACAGCAAACAAGAUAGAUAUGCUGGAUUUCGUAUCACAAAAUCACAAGUUGAACACUUCCCAAGUGUCUAGGACACUUAUUAUUAUUAUUAUUUUCUGCCAUGAUAUUCUGAGAUAUAGGGCUGUGUGGGUUAUCUGAGUCCACAUUGCCAUUUAUUCCAGUUCAAAGUAGAAAAUGUGGGAUUUUAUUCAGCUGUGUGGAAAGGGCCCAAAACUGAACGCGGAAACACUUUACGAAGCGUGUGGGUCUAAUAUUGAAGAGUCUAUGUUCAAGGCGCUAGGAGAGGGGCGGCACUUGUGCUUUCCGCCUACGGGAGGCGCUGCUGUCCAAAACUAGUGGUGAAAACGAGCGCGGGUAAAGGAGCGCGAAGGCUUCCCGGAGCGCAUGCGCAUGACGAGGAGGGGGGGGGAGAGAGAUCCGGAAGCGCCUCGUGCGCCUGCGCGAGGGAGCUGAGGCGCUUCUGGGCUCGCUGUGAGGCGAAGGAGAAAAAGAGCGGGUCGAGGAGGAGGCGGAGGAGGAGGAGGGCUCGGCUCUUGUUUUCCCUCGCUGCGGCCAUGAGCGUCGCGGCCUUGGUUUCCCCCGCCUUGCCCUCGCCUGGGCCGCCGCCUCCUCCGACCGCAACCGUUGCUACGACCACGGCGCUUCCCGCCGGGACAGGCCCGGCCGCCGCCGAGAGCUAUGAGGAGGAAGACCUGGACAGCCCCCUCGACGAAGAGGAUGGCGAACGGAGCGGACGGGCGCGGGACUCCGACGAGGAUACAGAAGAUGCGAGUGAAACAGAUCUGGCAAAGCACGAUGAGGAGGAUUAUGUCGAAAUGAAGGAACAGAUGUAUCAGGAUAAAUUGGCAUCUCUCAAGAGGCAGCUACAGCAACUACAAGAAGGUACUUUGCAGGAAUAUCAGAAAAGAUUGAAGAAGCUGGACCAGCAGUACAAAGAGAGGAUACGCAAUGCAGAGCUUUUUCUCCAGUUGGAAACAGAGCAGGUGGAACGGAACUACAUCAAGGAAAAGAAGGCAGCCGUGAAAGAGUUUGAAGAUAAAAAAAUUGAGCUGAAGGAAAACCUGAUUGCCGAAUUGGAAGAGAAGAAAAAAAUGAUCGAAAGUGAGAAGUUAACCAUGGAGCUCACAGGAGAUUCCAUGGAAGUGAAGCCUAUUAUGACAAGGAAAUUGAGACGGCGGCCCAACGAUCCUGUUCCCAUCCCCGACAAAAGGAGAAAGCCUGCCCCUGCUCAGCUGAAUUAUUUAUUAACAGAUGAGCAGAUAAUGGAGGAUUUGAGGACCCUUAAUAAGCUCAAAUCACCUAAAAGACCAGCAUCUCCUUCGUCACCAGAACACCUGCCGGCAACCCCUGCGGAGUCCCCGGCCCAGCGCUUUGAGGCAAGGAUAGAAGAUGGCAAACUGUACUAUGACAAAAGAUGGUAUCACAAGAGCCAGGCGAUUUAUCUGGAGUCCAAGGAGAACACCAAAAUCAGCUGUGUCAUCAGCUCUGUGGGAGCCAAUGAGAUCUGGGUGCGGAAGACCAGCGACAGCACCAAGAUGAGGAUCUACCUUGGCCAGCUCCAGCGGGGCGCGUUUGUGAUCCGCAGGCGAUCGGCCGCAUGACUUUUUGCCCAGGCCUCCCUCUUUUGUCAAAGACAAUCAGCUCUCCUGAGGACUCCCCCGGCCCCUUCGGAGGCAGCCGUUCUGCUGCCAGCGUUAUUCCAACCUGCCAGGAAGCCCACACUAUGUCCUAGGACUUGGCCUGAGGCUUUAGCUGAGCCUUUCUUGCUUCCAAAGACUAUUUAAUAAGAGUGUAUGCCUGAGUUCUCCUUCGUUUACAUGGUGAAACAGGUAUCCUUUUGUAUCCCCAAGCCCCGUUGCUUUAUGGAGAUAAGACCCAAUAGGCUGUUGAAUAAGUGGUGGAUGACUGAAUGCAUCACUUGUCCAAUAGCCAGUGUUUUGGCAUAUUGAGGCCUUUGGGGACGUUGUUGGGAGGGUUUGUAAGCUCCUGCGUCAUCCUGGACUCCCUCUUGAUUCUGUACAUGGUGAACUCAAAGAAUGCCGUUUGACUGCUCUGAAGCAGGGAGCACUCCUGAGUUUUCUUGGUAGCCCUUUUUAUCAGUAAUGAACAUGGCAGGAGUGUUUUUUCCCCUUUGACUGAGGCUUCCUGUGAAGGGCAAAUCAAGGGCAUAUCCAGAUUCUGGGCAAAGGCUUCCUUUGUUGGCAUUGCACAAAUGGUGGGUGUCUGUCACUUUUCCUGGGUGACAGCAGACCUCCUUGGAAAGGGCUUUUCUGUUGCCAAACAACGCAUGCCUCGAGAGGCCUCCUUUUUGUGUGCCGGCCCUUAAAAACUCACCGCGUGCUAGCGAGUGAGACUCGUUCUUGAUCCCAGGAUUGUGCAGUGCCCAACUUUGAAGUCUUGUGCUGUUCCUGUAACCAGACGGCAGCAGUGAAGUUGCUUCCGAAAUAUUCUGCAUCUCCCAAACUUAGCUUGUGGUGUUUUCUUGAUCCCCAGCUUCAGAACAGGCCAUCUUCCUGGUGGCUUCCGUUCUCCUCCCAGCCUAGUCUUCACACCGUCUCUCCUAGAACCAGAUUGCUGAAGGGCUUCUGUCUGCUUGUAGGGAUUAUGAGGAGCCUGCCUUCCUGCUCCUUCCUUAUUCAGCCUCCACCGAAUGUUUCCGCCAUCCUUUCAUUUCCUGUUUCUUGCAGCCAGGUGGCAGCCAAGUUUCAGCAUUUUGGGGUCCAGCUUCCAACCACCAAGCCAGGCUUUGGGUCUAGAUGUGGCCGUUCAAACAGCCAACCUGUUUGACUCCUUUGCUUCUUCCCCACCUGUCUGUUCAAGAUUCAGAAGUCAGUGACAGCUGUCCUGAAAAGGCCACUUUCGGCCCCUCCCAUCAAAGUUUUGCUUGCAGGAUGGGGAACCUUUGGUGCCCCAAACAAUUUGGCCUACUAUCAUACUACUACCUAUGAUAAUCAUAAUAUAAUGUACUAUCUCCAUGAUUCCUUGAUGUUGACCAUGCUAGCGGAGACUUUUGGUAACUGAGGUUCAACAUUCCCUCACAGCACCAUUUCCAAGGGUUAUCUGUGUGCACUUGAUGUGCGGCAAAGUUAUGGAGAUAAUUUGAAGGAAACUGGAACAUGGGAUGGGGAGCAUUGAUCUGUGUAGCUCAGUGAAGCCAAGGGCCUCAUAGACAUUCAGAAGCAACCCACAAUAACUCAUUUUCCGUGGUUUUGCUGGCACUGGAGGCAGGUGCUGAGAAAAUGACAAGCUUUUGUACCGUCAAAUUCCAAUAUGCUAGGAGGACGCAAAAAAAAAAAAGUAUUGGGAGAUGUGCAGCACAAACACCUUUCCCGCCAUUUACUUUGUUCCAAUCAGGAUUGUGGAAACAGUUGCAGAGUUGGCAGGGUUUUGUGCCGUGUGGAGUAGCGGGGUUGUGUGUGCAGCAUAUCGACAAUAGCAGCAUUCGAAGCUCUCAUUUGGCGGUGAGGGCCCAAACCUAACAACCUGUAAAUCUGCUUCUGUUUCCGUUUUCUAGCGUGCCUGGUUUGUCUUGUUCUCCCCCCCCCCCCUUUUCAAGAAGCCUGAAAUUGCAUAUGCUGUUAUUUUUCAUUUGUUUGGUUUUGUUAGCGACCUUGCGAGGUAGGUCAGGUUAAGAGAGGGCAGGCAGCUCAAAGCUACUUGUUGGGCCCUCAGGGUUGAGGGAAGAUAUUUAAUCGUUACACUGUUUUUUUUUAUGUCAGGGCUCUGUGUUUUACAGUUGGGAGAGGGGCACUGAAUGUGCAAUUGCCUUGUAAAAUCCAGCUUCCAACAACACUUUGGUCUUUGUUUAAAAAUAAAACUCGAAUUUGUAGCA